This is a messenger RNA of Colletotrichum truncatum, 843 nucleotides long. RefSeq lists its product as uncharacterized. Lineage: Eukaryota; Fungi; Ascomycota; Sordariomycetes; Glomerellales; Glomerellaceae. The record is from RefSeq and is a predicted model, not a curated record.
AUGUCUGGGCACUAUGAGCGAGAAGCCCGAAAUAACUGCGUCAACGGGACAAGACCCCAGCGCGGCGACCCAGGUUCAAGACCCCCUUCGCAUAGCCAUUAUACAAGUGACGACGGCGGCGGCGGAGGCCUUCGAGCCUAUUCUCGUAAUUCUAUAUCGACCAACAGGCCUUAUAUCUCAGAGGCAAUCCAUAGAAGCGCCACUACAGCCGUCCAAUACGACGAAUCUGAUUUACCCCUAGCCGUUCGUGGCGCAAACGCCCUGAGGCUGUCAGCGCCGCUGUGCAACCGUCCACGCUCUAUCCCUCAACAUGGUUUUGUUGUCACCCGAUCACGGUCGCGUUCACGCUCCCGCAGUCCUCUUGGGAAAACGCGCCAUGCCAUUGACCACACCUUUACUCCAUCGUCCUCAGGCAUUGGUGUCGGCCUACUAGGCGCCGUUGUUGGUGGCCUGGCUGCACGCGAAGUCUCAGAUGUGGCCGUACGCUCACGCACUCGUAAAGAAAUGAGUAACGGAACCUACCAAACUAUAUCACUGCGAGACUCCGAGAAAAGGCGUGUAAUAUCCACAGCUGUGGGUGCCCUUGUUGGGGGACUUGGAGCAAAUGUUUUAGAAAGGCGGCUUGAAGCUGUCCGUGAACAAGACAAAACACAGCAGGAAGCGUGGGAGCGACGGUGGGGAAAGGAAAGCGACCUGCCACAUUACGACACCGGCAAAUAUCACGAACGCAAUCAUGGCAGAGGAAAUUCCCGUGGUAGUCGCUUUGAGGAUGGAGACGUAAAUUAUCAGCAUAACGCCUUGGAUAAUAGACGAUGCUUAGGGAGGUUGAAGAGAGAAGAAUAA